CGUUUUUAAGAACACAGUGUAGUUUAUCUUCAUCUAGACAAAAUCUUCAACCGGAGAUGAGUUUCAAGACGAUGACUGCUGUGUUAAUGAGCAUGAGGGGUAGUCUCAUGUACUGGCAGGCAUGGAUUAGACCGAUGAUUUGGCCUUUGGGGGAGUUUCUUCUACCGGUUUGGUGGAGUUCUCCGAGUGUCCAUCCUCUUGGAACAAGGAAACGGUCUUCGUUGAGGAUUGCCAGUGCAUUUGCAAAGAGCAGCAGGCCUUUUAACAAUGUCCAGAAGCCCAUUGAUCGUAGAGAGAUAGUAGUAGUAGCUCGCAAUUCACCAAAACCAAGGCGAUUUCUCACUCCGAAAGCUUCAAUUAAUGGCGGCGGAAUCACUAACGGAGCUGCGGCUGCAACCACCGCUAAACCUAGUCGCAAAGGGAGGAAGAAGAAGCAAACCUCGACGAUAAUUGAAAAAGAUAACACCGAGAACGAUGCUACCGAGACUGAUCCUGAAUUGAAUCCGGAGUUAUUGGAUUACGACGACGGGAUCGAGUUUCCGUACGAUGAUCCGCCUCUUGUGUGCUGUUUCGGAGCUGUACAGAAGGAGUUUGUUCCGGUGGUGCGAGUCCAUGAUAAUCCGAUGCAUCCUGAUAUGUACUCGCAGUGGAAGAUGCUGCAGUGGGAUCCGCCGGAGUUUGGGCGUGCUCCGGGAGGUCCGCCGUCGAAUGUGGCGAUCUCUCAUGUUCGUUUAGGUGGGAGAGCGGCGUUUAUGGGAAAAGUCGGUGAAGAUGAUUUUGGGGAUGAGCUGGUUCUGAUGAUGAAUCAGGAGAGAGUUCAGACGAGAGCUGUGAAAUUCGAGGAGAAUUCUAAAACUGCUUGUACUCGUGUCAAGAUCAAGUUUAAGGACGGGAAAAUGAAGGCGGAGACUGUGAAAGAGCCACCGGAGGACUCGCUUCUUGCUUCAGAACUCAAUUUAGCUGUGCUUAAAGAGGCAAGGAUUUUUCAUUUCAAUUCAGAAGUGUUGACGUCUCCUACAAUGCAAUCAACUCUUUUUACGGCAAUACAAUGGUCUAAAAAGUUUGGAGGGCUUAUUUUCUUUGACUUGAAUCUCCCACUACCGCUAUGGAGAUCGCGCAAUGAGACUAGGAAGUUGAUCAAGAAAGCAUGGAAUGAAGCAAACAUUAUUGAAGUUUCACAGCAAGAGCUUGAGUUUCUGCUUGAUGAAGAUUACUACGAGAGGAGAAGAAACUACACACCACAAUACUUUGCUGAGGAUUUUGAUCAGACGAAAAACAGAAGAGACUAUUACCAUUACACACCAGAGGAAAUCAAGCCAUUGUGGCAUGACAAGCUGAAGCUAUUGGUUGUGACUGAUGGAACACUUCGGCUUCAUUACUAUACUCCUACUUUUGAUGGAGUUGUGGUUGGAACAGAAGAUGUGCUUAUAACUCCUUUCACAUGUGAUAGGACAGGUUCUGGUGAUGCUGUUGUUGCAGGGAUAAUGAGAAAGCUAACAACUUGUCCUGAGAUGUUUGAGGACCAAGAUGUGUUGGAGCGACAGCUCCGGUUUGCAGUUGCUGCUGGGAUCAUAGCGCAGUGGACAAUUGGUGCAGUUAGAGGUUUCCCUACUGAAAGCGCUACACAAAAUUUGAAAGAACAAGUUUAUGUUCCAUCAAUGUGGUAGAAUAGAGAAGAUCAAGAACUCAACUUGUGUACUCAAUAUUUUUGAACAAUGUGUGAGAUGUAUACUGAUUCAAAUUUGUAAUCCAAUGUACAAUCAAUUUUUGAGUUCACUGAUGAGCAGCUGAUCUCUGUUUUGUUCUUUUCAGCUUCACAAAAAUGUUCUGGCUGUCUAAAUCGACUUUCAGUGUUUGACGUCGGAAUCUCUGACUGUUUUUGGUUACUGUAUCGCCAUUAUCUAAAAGCACUCUUCUUCCAUCCAUGUCUUUGACUUAAUUUUUUCCAGAGCUGAAAUUGUUUCUUUUCAAUAAAGAAAUAAAUCUAAC
Messenger RNA from Arabidopsis arenosa, 1989 nucleotides. The record is from the annotation of a GenBank genome assembly. Lineage: Eukaryota; Viridiplantae; Streptophyta; Magnoliopsida; Brassicales; Brassicaceae.